CGUCCUUCCAGCAGGGGGCAGCAUGUGAACACGCAAGCAGAAGAAGUAGAAGAAGAAGAAGAAGAAGAAGAAGAGAAGAAGAAGAAAGUCAACAGAUGUUGAUGAAGAAGAUGUUCCUUGUGGACGACAACGCCGACUUCCACCUCUGGAGGUAACUGGAAGGCAGCGUUAGGUCACAUGACCCACCAUCAUGACCACGGGCGCCGCCAAACGCCUGAAAGUAGGAACGUCCUGUCAGCGCCGGCUCGGCGGGGACGAAUGCUCGCUGGAUGAAGACGACGCCCCGGAAUCCAACCUGGUCAUCACCACGGACGAGCAACACGCUCAGGGUGUCAGGAGGAGAGCGGCCAGGAGGAGACGGAAGACUCAAAUGGGACAAGGUGAUGAGAACAAGGAGGAGGCGGGAGGACAGAUGAUUGACAGCCAGCUCGACCAAUCACUGGAGAGCACAUCUAAACAACACAACCUGACCAGCGUCAACGUGCGCAACAUCAUCCAUGAGGUGAUCACCAAUGAACAUGUGGUGGCCAUGAUGAAAGCUGCCAUCAACGAGACGGAGGCCGUGCCGCCAUUUGAGCCCACAAUGACUCGAUCCAAGCUGAAAGAAGUGGUGGAAAAAGGCGUGGUGAUCCCGACAUGGAACAUGUCUCCCAUCAAGAAGAGCAGCGAUGUUUACAAGGUUCACCAGUUUGCAGACAUCCCUCUGGCUGAAGAAGACUCGUCUGAUGAAGAGUAUCGUCCUGAUGAGGAAGAGGAGGAUGAGACAGCAGAAGAUACCCUGCAGGAGAGCGACUUGGAGAACGCGGCGUCGCCCCCUACAGGACGUGCAGUGCAGCGACCGCGUGCUCCCAGGAAGGCUUCUUGCACGCCCUGCAGCCAUUCUACUGCCAUGGCUCCUCCCCGCCUCCCCAAAGCCCCGCCUCCCAAAGUAGUGACGGACACCACCUUCCUGGAGAAGCUUCAUGCUGUGGAGGAGGAGCUGGCUGUGUGCAUGGAACCAUACCAGUGUCAGCCCCUGUCACAGUCAGAGGAGGAAGUGGGGCUCAUGGCGUAUCGGACCCGCUCAAAGCGUCCUCUACGUGACGUCCCGCUGGGACAACUGGAGGCGGAGCUUAGAGCGCCUGACAUCACACCUGACAUGUACGACUGUGGCUCCGCCCCCGAGGACAGAGAGUGGACUGUUUGGUUGAGAAGCUUGAUGAGCUCCGACUUCAACAACAUUGACGAGGAGUGUGAUGAUGAAGAUGACCCAGAGUACAACUUCCUGGCUGACGUAGAUGAACCAGACCAGGAAGAUUACCGUGACGACAAGGCAGUCCGCAUCACCAAAAAGGAAGUGAAUGAACUGAUGGAGGAGCUGUUUGACACGCUGAAGGAGGACAUGAGGGGACAGGAAGUGGAGGAGGACGCUCAUGAAGAGGAGGAGGAGCAACAGGAAGACACACACCUGUGUCACGUGUCCACAGAAGAAGCACAUGUGACACAGGAUGGACCAAUCAGAGAGCAGCGUACAGUCAAGCAGCAGCUGGCCUUCAUCAGGAGCACACAACACACACUCACGCUGGACACACAACACACACACUGUGCACACACACUCACGCUGGAUACACAACACAGGAGCCGACUGAAACAGCAGCUGCAGCAGGUACACACACACACACACACACACUCACGCUGGACACACAACACACACACUGUGCACACACACUCACGCUGGAUACACAACACAGGACACGUCCAAUUGUUGACUCAGAUCCACCUGCUGACUUCACCUGUGGACCAACUUCAGAGUGAAGCUGAAACCACCAGACACUACCUGUUUGAGUUGGAGAUGUUGGCGCAAAGAGGCGAGAUGAUGACGUCAUCGCUCUGCCCCGCCCCCAGCAGCGCCUUCAGAGCAUCCAACCUGCAGGGGGCGCUGGUGCUGCUGGACGAGCUCCGCCCACUUCCUGUCACCUGCCCAGCACGCCCACACACACCUGAUGCUCGCGGCCAAGUGCGCUCCUUCCCCGUCAUGCCCGCCCACCUGGCGUGGAUCUUUGCCACGCGUCCAGUCUUCCUCUACCCUCAACUCCUGCCAGGUGUCAGUCUGGAUCCUGCUCUCUACUGCCCCCGCAGGACUGCUGCCUUCACUGCAGCAGAGGACUGCUUGCUGGUGCUGGGUCUGAGGAACAUGGAGGGGUCAUGUGACCCCACCCGGCUGGUGUCGGACCACCUGCUGGGCAAAGGUGUGGCUCAGGUGAGACGCAGGAUCCUGCAGUGCUGCAGACCUGGCACCCCCAACAACAUGGUCAAGGCCUUCAGGUACCAGCGUGUGCUGCGGGUCAUGCCGCCCACCUGUCGUCAUGGUGACACUUCAGAGCAGCGCCCCCCAGUGGAGAGGGACUUGAACAUCAUGCCUCUGUGGUUGCAGAGGAGUCUUCCGGUUGUCACGGCAACCGCCCAACAAAAUGGCUACCCUCCCCGCUGCCCCCCAAAUCUGGAGUUCCGGCGUGUGGGUUUUGUUCGCCGUGUGUCGACCAAUCAGAAGGGACCAGUUGGGGGAAGCGAGACUCCUCCCCCUCCCAAGUGCCCCGCCCACACCGACAAGCCGACAAGCGACCAGGCGGAGCUUGUCUCGUCAGGACCCCCAGAAAGCUCCGCCUCUCGGUGCCUGAAGCAGGAAUUGUGGGCGUCGUCUCCCAUGGCAGUUUCUGCCAAGAAUGUUUGCACGGGCGCCAACGGAGAAAGACUCGUCACCUGGACCCGCCAAGCAGACCACGCCAUCCUGACUGCGUGCCAGCGGCAAGGAGCCAGUCCCGGAACCUUCCGCCAAGUCUCCGCCCAGCUGGGAAACAAGAGCGCCCAACAGGUGCGUCUUCGUUUCCACCAGCUGGUUAACCUGUUCCACUCGGCUACCUGCCAGGAACCAGAACCAGAACCUUGCUGACAUUCUGCCGGUCUUUGAAGAAGCAAAGAAUCCUCUGAAAAAUUCACAUUGAAUUGAAAAUAAAGUUUGAUGCUUUUAAAAUAUUCUUUAUUGAAAUAAAAAGUUGCUG
Molecule: messenger RNA, 3038 nt
Organism: Entelurus aequoreus (snake pipefish)
Lineage: Eukaryota; Metazoa; Chordata; Actinopteri; Syngnathiformes; Syngnathidae
Product: GON-4-like protein
Exons: 22
Coding region: 191-2929 (912 amino acids)
Biological process (GO): regulation of DNA-templated transcription
Cellular component (GO): nucleus
Molecular function (GO): transcription coregulator activity
Source: RefSeq, a predicted model, not a curated record